AUGGCCGCAGCCAGCAGCACCGAGCACCUUGGCUGGUUUGCUCCGGGCUCGUCCCAGCCGGCUGCCGGGGAAGCGGAGAUGAGCGGGGACUUGUCACCGGUGAUCGGCGGGUCUCCGGCAGCUUGCGAGAGCGUGGCUGGUUUAGGGAAAUUCACUCAGGUUCUGGAGCUGAACGGGGUGAAUGUGGAAGGAGCAACACACAAGCAAGUGGUGGACCUGAUUCGCGCCGGGGAGAAGGAGUUAAUUCUGACGGUGUUGUCUGUGCCUCCGCACGAGGCAGACAAUCUCGAUCCGAGCGAUGACUCUUUGGGGCAGUCAUUCUACGACUACACGGAAAAACAAGCGGUGCCCAUCUCCAUCCCCACGUACAAGCACGUGGAGCAGAACGGCGAGAAGUUCGUGGUCUACAACGUUUACAUGGCGGGCCGCCAGCUCUGCUCGAAGCGGUACCGGGAGUUUGCCAUCCUGCACCAGAACCUGAAGCGGGAGUUUGCCAACUUCACUUUUCCACGUCUGCCAGGGAAAUGGCCGUUCUCUUUGUCGGAGCAGCAGCUGGACGCCCGGCGGCGAGGGCUGGAGGAGUACCUGGAGAAAGUGUGCUCGAUACGCGUCAUCGGGGAGAGCGACAUCAUGCAGGAGUUCCUGUCGGAGUCGGACGAGAAUUACAACGGCGUCUCGGACGUGGAGCUCCGAGUAGCGUUACCAGAUAUAACAACAGUCACGGUCAGAGUCAAAAAGAACAGCACUACAGACCAGGUGUACCAGGCUGUGGCUGCGAAAGUCGGAAUGGACAGUAUUACCGCAAACUACUUCGCCUUGUUUGAAGUGAUCAAUCACUCCUUUGUGCGCAAACUGGCACCCAAUGAAUUCCCCCACAAACUCUACGUGCAGAACUACACCUCGGCAGUGCCGGGAACGUGUCUGACCAUCCGAAAAUGGCUCUUCACUACAGAGGAGGAGGUUCUUCUCAACGACAACGACCUGGCAGUCACCUACUUCUUCCAUCAGGCUGUUGAUGAUGUCAAGAAAGGCUACAUCAAAGCAGAGGAGAAGUCCUACCAGUUACAGAAGCUGUGCGAGCAGAGGAAGAUGGUCAUGUAUUUAAACAUGUUGCGGACGUGCGAGGGUUACAACGAGAUCAGCUUCCCCCAUUGCUCGUGUGACUCUCGGCGGAAGGGACAUGUCAUCACAGCCAUCAGCAUUAAGCACUUUAAACUCCACGCCUGCACCGAGGAGGGCCAGCUGGAGGUGGAGGAGGAGGCAGCAGACACGGAUAACGAGAACUGCAGUAAAGACAAUGUGUGCAGCAAG
Opisthocomus hoazin is the source of this 1311-nucleotide messenger RNA. The record is from RefSeq and is a predicted model, not a curated record. NCBI's taxonomy places the organism in Eukaryota, Metazoa, Chordata, Aves, Opisthocomiformes, Opisthocomidae.